Meleagris gallopavo (turkey) is the source of this 728-nucleotide messenger RNA. The record is from RefSeq and is a predicted model, not a curated record. NCBI's taxonomy places the organism in Eukaryota, Metazoa, Chordata, Aves, Galliformes, Phasianidae.
AAAACACGUGUUAUUAUUCUUAUAGGAAGGAAGAAACAGAAGCUUGCCAAAGAGAGAGCAGGGCUUUCCAAGCUGCCUGAUCUGAAGGAUGCUGAAGCUGUUCAGAAGUUUUUUCUUGAGGAGAUCCAGCUUGGGGAGGAACUACUAGCUCAAGGUGAAUAUGAGAAAGGUGUUGAUCACUUGACCAAUGCCAUUGCUGUGUGUGGACAGCCGCAGCAGCUACUACAAGUUCUACAGCAGACUCUUCCACCACCAGUGUUUCAAAUGCUUCUAACUAAGCUCCCUACAAUAAGCCAGAGAAUUGUAAGUGCACAGUGCUUGGCUGAAGAUGAUGUUGAAUGAGGUCACACAACAACAGGGGGAAAAAGUGUUUUCUUACCCCAGAAGAUGAGCAUCAGUAGGGGGGAUAAAGGGGCAAACAUAGUAGAUAAUGGACUGUGUACCACAUCGGGUUCUACCAGAGUUAAAAUUAACUUUGUGUAGGUGGGUUUCACAGGAUUUUAUUUAUUAUCCCAGUGAAAAGUGUAUUUUGAUAAAAAUUCAUUUUAUAAAUACACUGUGUUGAGUUAUCAAAGUAUCACUAACUUCAUUAUUAUUAAAAUAUGCAGUUGUAAUGUUGUACAUAUAAAGACGUAAAGCUACAACCUAUUGAAAACCCAAUGCUCAUUUUUUGAAGAAAAAAAAAAAGAAUUAAAGAAAAAAGUUAUGGCAAUAAAGAUUUAUCCACA